AUGAAAAUUUCUAUCACUGGCUUGGUCUCCGCCCUGUCUCUACUCCCGGAGGCCUCCUCGGCAACUUGGUUUGGUCAAGCCGGAUCUGACAAUAGCCAUUUGCAGCGCCGGGAUAAGGGGUGCAGCUUCACCCUCUUGUCGUCCGGCUCGUUCGCCUGUCCCGCUGGCCAGCUGCCAGACGGACAGAUCCGCCUGAAUGGGACAGAAGAGACUGCGACCUUCUACAUAACAGACGGUGGAAUCACCGAUUCACAGGGCUUCGGCUGCAUCGUCACAGCUCCUCCCACCACCCAGAUUCAAUGCGAUCAAGGCACAGCUCCAGACGCCCACUUCUCCAUAGGCGCAACCGGGAAUCUCCUGUACAACAGCUCACCCAAUUUCUUCGCCUGUCCAGCUACCGACACCGAGUACAACGUCUACGUCGACCCGAACUUUGGGCAGGGCAAAUGCUUCCCCAUCACGUUGCAGGCUAGUGGUUGUGGUGCUCCGGCGACGUCACCAUGUCCGGCGGCAGAGACGUCGACGGUGUGGCAGACGCUGACGGUCACGUCGGUAGUGGACACCACUGUCACUGUUGCCGCGACUAAUGCUUGCUCGUCUGCUACUGGCAUUUCUGUGCCGCCGCGAGAGAACUCGACUUCUUUGACUUGUCAUCAUUGUACUAAGAGCCACACUUCGACUGGGAUUAACUCGAGAGUUUAGACGCAGGGGGCAGGUGUGGGG
This is a messenger RNA of Phialemonium atrogriseum, 723 nucleotides long. RefSeq lists its product as uncharacterized. Lineage: Eukaryota; Fungi; Ascomycota; Sordariomycetes; Cephalothecales; Cephalothecaceae. Bases 1 to 702 code for a protein of 233 amino acids. The transcript has 2 exons. The record is from RefSeq and is a predicted model, not a curated record.